CAGACAAACAAGUAAUCCUCUGAUUCCGACUGUGACAGCUGUAGUUUCUGUCAUUGCUCCUCUGGCUGUACUCUAUUGGCACAUUUCGAAGAUUUUAUAUUUCGUGCCUUUCUAAAUUUACAUGAUAACAACGCCAGACUGCCCAACAAACUGACGUUAGCUGCUCUCUCCGGCUAACUUAUUAACCGGUAACAACACAACGGCCAGCUGACGGAACACUGAGCUUGUUAGCUAGCUAGCCCAGCUGUCUCUCCAGUCGAACUGCCCUUUGUCUUUACAAGCAAGUCAGCUCGCUGGCAUCUUUUCUCCUUUUGGUUAGCUGACACCGGCUUUUGCAUUUUUACUUUUUCUCGCCUGACAAAAGUCAAGCAAACCAAGAUAGGCGGCUUGGGAACCAAGAUGUCGAACCGAGUGGUGUGCAGAGAAGCAAGUCACGCCGGGAGCUGGUACUCUGCUUCGGGAUCCCAGCUGAACGCACAACUAGAAGGCUGGCUGUCCAAAGCAGAGUCCACGAUCAGACCUGCUAGAGCCAUCAUAGCGCCGCAUGCUGGGUAUACCUACUGUGGUGCUUGUGCAGCACAUGCCUACAAGCAGGUUGAUCCCUCUGUUACUCGUAGGGUGUUCAUCCUGGGACCUUCACACCAUGUGCCCCUCUCCCGCUGUGCCCUGUCACCUGCAGAGAUCUAUAGAACACCUCUCUAUGACCUGAGAAUCGACCAGAAGGUUUAUGCCGACCUCUGGAAAACUGGGUUGUUUGAGCGGAUGAGUCUGCAGACAGAUGAAGAUGAGCACAGUAUUGAAAUGCACUUGCCUUACACUGCUAAAGCCAUGGAGAGCCACAAAGACGAGUUUAGCAUCGUCCCUGUGCUUGUGGGUGCCCUGAGUGAGUCCAAGGAACAGGAAUACGGGAAGCUGCUCAGCAAGUACCUGGCAGACCCUUCCAACCUCUUUAUUAUCUCAUCCGACUUCUGCCACUGGGGUCAACGGUUCCGCUACACAUAUUAUGAUGAAUCUCAAGGGGAGAUCUACAGGUCUAUCGAGCAUCUUGAUAAAAUGGGGAUGGGCAUUAUAGAACAGUUGGAUCCCAUGUCUUUCACCAACUACUUGAAGAAGUACCGCAACACCAUUUGUGGGCGUCACCCGAUUGGAGUGCUUCUAAAUGCUGUGGCUGAGCUGAGGAAGUCUGGUUUAGAAAUGAACUUCACUUUCCUGAACUACGCCCAAUCGAGCGAGUGCAGGAACUGGCAGGACAGCUCCGUGAGUUACGCUGCCGGGGCCCUCAUCGCUCAUUGAGGUCGACUUCACAGGGGCCACUGCAGCGCCGCCGCCCUGCCCUUACUAUCUAUCGCCAUAACCUGACCCAGACACCCUCCCUCUCACCCCACCCACCCCGAGUUACACCCACUAUUUGCAGGAAGGACCUAGACACUCAAAGCCAAUACAGUCUUCUUUCUCUGUCUCUCCCUCAGCUCUCCUCCGCCUUUUCUCCACCCUCCUCUCAGUUUGAAGUGUGUCUCAGAGCUUUUGGUUGAAAUAUUUUGCUUGAAGUGCAGUUUUGAGAUUAUGUAGGAGCAAAUGGUCAGAGGAGAAAGGAAGAGUGCGUAUUAAUUUGGCUCGGAGUAAGCGUCGGGAGGGGGAAAUCUCAUUUGGGUUUAGUCCCAUUUUGUUUUCCUGACAAAAAUGAUGGAUUUGAGUUGUGAUGAUGCAGUCUUUACAUUUGGGCUCUUGGCAAACUGCUCAUGUAAUUUGCCUCAGAAAAGGUAUGGAAAUAAAACUGCAGAUCUUUAUGAAGCAUACUGAAAUUUUGCCAGAUGAAAAUGAAAUGAGUGUUUUGACUGACUGCUUCAAGCUACAUGCGACUUUAAAACUUUGAAAACAGUGUCAUCGGUAAUUACUACCAUUGCUCAACAUAUGUUGUAGUUGCUAACAAAGGGCUGCACCCAACAAAGUUCACUAACCCCCUACUGUACAAAACCAAAAACAUUAUUACUCAGUUUAUAAAAUAUUAUCUUUUAUUCAUAUUUUAUUCCUUUUCAUUUCUCCCUUUUUUAAGUAGUUUUAUUAGACGUGAUAGUAUUUACUCAAGUAGUGUGUAGAUUUGAACUAAAGCAGUGUUGUUGGUGAAGCUCUAAAGCCAUCCACAUGGUUUGCCCAGUAAAUUAGUGUGUGCAACACUGCUUCCAGAUUCCAAUUAUAUGCCUGUAGCAUUAUAUAUGUUUUGCGAGGGCCAGACUCCAGUUGUGGGUGCUACAGAAAUGUAAUCAAAGCUGGAUAUUGUGUAAAUUACUCCAACAAUGACACCUCUGGUCUUUGUUUACAUUUGCCACCUUGAAUCUCUGUAGUUGUUGAACUGAACAAAGAUUUCUUUUUUUUUUUAAUUAGACUUGUAGAAAAUGUCUUUUGUUACACACUCAGUUCUGUAAGAGCAGCAAAGCUUUUGUUUUGGCCUGAACAAAGAGGUAAAGGUUGAGAUGAUCUGCUGAAAUUGUUGGAACUGUUAUUGAUCUGUUCACUAGGUAGUAAUUUACAACUCUUUGUAUGAAUAUGUUUUGUUUUAAAGGGAUAGUUAUGAUUUUUUUUGAAGCGGGGUUGUAGAGGGUACUUGUCCACAGUUAGUGUAUUGCAUAUAGGAAAUGUCAGACGGCACGCCCCCAGUUUAGAGAAGCAGGCUCAAGUCUCACAAGGAAGCUAAGGAAUCUAUUGCUGUGAAGGGGUUAGCAAUGAAACCUAUUCCAGCCACCUAAAAAAAUGUCAGUUCAAGUGUUUGCUAUAUUGAUAGUAUUUUCACUGCUUCACUUUAAUGUCACACAGCAAUUUCCAAUGGGAAAAUUAAGCUGUCAUAUUUUUCUCUUCAAAGCCAGACUCCAUUGUGUAAAACUCUGAUUUGACAUUGCUGAACAUGGGAGCUGCUGAUGUAGUGCUGCCUCAAUCAGAUAUUUUGUGUGUGUUAUUGUGUGACUUCGGUGUUUAAAAGGGUCAGUUGUGAUUCACGUAAGUCACACAGUCAUACAAACAAACUAACUAAUCGAGGCAGCAGUAGACCAGCAGCUCUUGUGUUUAGCAAGCUAAAAUUACUGUUUUUUUUUUCCAGUGGAGUCUGGUGGCUUUAACAAAAGCAUGGAUGGGGAACAGAAGCCAUUAAAGACCUCCCUGUUGAAACAGGCUGUCUGACGAAAGACCAAGUGAUGAAAGUACUCUCCAUAGCAUACAUUUUAGAUGGUUAAAAUACAUUUUGUUACCAACAAACAGCCAACUGACAUUUACUGUACGUAUUUCACUGACUAUGGAUAAGUAUCCCAUACAACUCCACUUCAACCAACUCAAAAAAUCUGAACUGUCCCUUUAAGAAUGCCAAAAGUUAUUGGGAAGAUAUAAGUCAUCCUUUUUUAAGGUUUUCUAGUUUUGCUGCUUCUGAGUGUACGAGAAUUCACUUCAAAAUCACUCUGGAGGCUGUAGAAGUAUCAAUAAGACAAGGUUAACUAAAACUAGUCAGACCAGAGUUUUAAGAUCAGCACAAAGUCAUAAUGCUUUGCUAUAAGGUUUAAGAAUCUACCCGGAUGUUGCUCCCUGCUGUAUUUUGGAAUAUAUUAAAAAUGAAUUUUUGCUUUAUGAAAUGUCCAGCACGAGGAUCACAAUAACUAAAGAAAAGGCGUGUUUCCUUUUCAGAGUAAUAUGCUAUGUAGUCCUGCUGCCUGAAAUACUCCUAAUAUUUUCAUAGAUUAACAAACUAAGCUGAAUGCAGAAAGCAGAUGAUUCAUAGUGGCAGUAUAGGCUUUUAAUGACAGUAUGAUAUAGGCAGCACACAGUGUCUGCUGUCCUGUCGUUUGAUAUAUGAAUAUCACUGACUGACUUUUACUGAUGCAGUCCUCUAACCUUGGUCCGUCCCUCUCGGGCACUACAAGAGGCAUUGCACCUAGCAUUAAGCUACGUUUGGUUGAAUCAAGUGGGCACAGACUGAAAGAUGAAUCCUCAGACUCACUCGACCUCUGACGCUAAUUUAAGGGAAACUAGUAAAGCAUGACACACUGUGCUAUUGUGCCUUUUAUCACUGUUGCACAUAUACAUAUAAAGCGUAUUCUCACUUUUAGUCUUAUUUUAGAAUGUGUACUUUCAGUUUCUGUUUAUCCACAUGUACCCUCCUCCUCGCCCAGUGCCCUAACAAUGUCUCCAGCUCACCCAGCACUCCAGGAGUGUGUGUGACCAGUCCUCCCGCCUCAUCUGUUGGUCUAAAAUGGCACCAACUGUUAUCUCCUUUCUCCAGCAGGGAGUGGUGUUCUCUUUUCUCCACCUCACCUCAUUCCUGUAGAGAGACAAAGGCUGAACCUCAACACUGUUUAUUUUCUUUUUAUGGAUCUUUGUUUUGUCUUUUAGAAAUUGUUUUUGUAUUAUUAUUUUUUUCUUGCUUAGAGAAUGGGAACUCGUCACAAACCUAAAAUAUACUACUUAACUACUCCCUAAAUGGAGUUUUUUUGAUCUCAGGUUCCACUGACAAAGCAUCCCAAAAGGCUCUUCAGAUAAGGCCGUGGAUUCAUGUUACAAAACAAGUAAAAUGUACUGAAAAGCA
This is a messenger RNA of Epinephelus lanceolatus (giant grouper), 4564 nucleotides long. RefSeq names its product mediator of cell motility 1 (gene memo1). The record is from RefSeq and is a predicted model, not a curated record. NCBI's taxonomy places the organism in Eukaryota, Metazoa, Chordata, Actinopteri, Perciformes, Serranidae.